Messenger RNA from Moesziomyces antarcticus, 765 nucleotides. Its product is annotated as transcription initiation factor IIE subunit beta. Bases 1 to 765 code for a protein of 254 amino acids. Gene Ontology annotation, cellular component: transcription factor TFIIE complex. The record is from RefSeq and is a predicted model, not a curated record. The transcript is spliced from 2 exons. Gene Ontology annotation, biological process: transcription initiation at RNA polymerase II promoter. Lineage: Eukaryota; Fungi; Basidiomycota; Ustilaginomycetes; Ustilaginales; Ustilaginaceae.
AUGAGCCGAGAGCCUACGACGGUGUACAGCCAGCCGGCCAACACAGGCUCGGGCAUCCACGAGAACACGCAGCUCGCCUCGGCCAUCGAUGCGCUAAAGCACCAUGCCAACCCGGUGCGCCUCGAAGACUUUGCGCUCUCGCAGGGUCUGCCGGCGUUGCUGAAUCCGAACAGCGGACUGUUUGCGCGCUUCAAGGUGCACGAUCGUGUGAUGUACGAUGCCAAGACGGAUCUGUGGAUGUACAAGCCCGACUACGAUCUGCGCACCCCUGCCGACCUGGUUUCUCUGCUCAAGGAUCGCUACCUCAACCCAGGCAAUGGCGCUGGCAACUCGUCGGCGGCGGGCAUGCGGCUGGCGGAGCUGCGCGAGAGCUACCCGGCAGCAAGAGACGCGAUUGAGGAGCUCAGCAAGGCCGAGCCGCGCGAGGACAGGGAGGUGCUCGUGCUCCGCGGCCAACGUGACGGCGCCAUCAAACAGGUCUUCUGGAAUCCACUCCGUGGCAAAGAAGCAAAGGGCGUAGAUGACGAGUUCAAGGAGCUGUGGCACGAGCUCAAGGUGCCGGAUCUUGUCGACUUGCCCAAGGAGCUCGAGCGCGAGGGUCUGACGACAACCGACAUGCUCGAUGCACCCGUCUCGGCAGCACAGCUCGCAGCCAACGCAAAGAACAAGAAGAAGAAAAAGGGAUCCGGUCCGCGCCGCUUCAAGCUCCAAAACACCCAUCUCGAAGGCGUCGACCUCUCGCAGGACUUUGUCAGGCCCUCCUAG